Lobosporangium transversale is the source of this 2292-nucleotide messenger RNA. RefSeq names its product major facilitator superfamily domain-containing protein. The transcript has 4 exons. The record is from RefSeq and is a predicted model, not a curated record. The coding region runs from base 89 to 2221 and encodes 710 amino acids. Gene Ontology annotation, biological process: transmembrane transport. Lineage: Eukaryota; Fungi; Mortierellomycota; Mortierellomycetes; Mortierellales; Mortierellaceae. Gene Ontology annotation, molecular function: transmembrane transporter activity.
UUUUUUUUUUUUUCCAUCGUUCCACAUUACAUAACCUUACUUGUAUUACAAUCAAUUUCUGAUCGCCAUUAGGAGGAGAGCAAUCAUCAUGACAGCUGGUUCAUAUCUCAAGCAAUUAAUCAAUCCUGCACCCAGGACAGAUGAUCCCAAAAAAUGGUCAAAAAGCAAGAAAAACACCGUUGUGAUCAUUAUUGGCUAUUGUGCUUUUGUGGCUCCGCUAGCUUCCAGUAUUUACAUGCCCGCGGUCUUGCAAGUCAAGAACGAUUUGAAUACGACUCCAUCGCUCGUCAGUGCAACCUUAUCUGUCUAUGUCCUCUUUUUGGGAAUCAUGCCCGUGUUCUGGGCCUCGCUCUGUGAUUACUAUGGACGACGACCGAUCUACCUUAUCUCCAUGUUGAUCUUCAUCCUGGGCUCACUCUUUGCAGCCAUUGCUCACAAUAUCUGGGUCUUCUUUGUGAUGCGUGCCAUCCAAGCGUUCGGAGCCAGCUCCGUCCUGUCUGUCGGAGGCGGUUCCUUAAGUGAUGUGUUCUACAGCAGUGAACGCGGUACAGCCUUUGGACUAUACUAUCUAGGACCACUUAUCGCACCCAUGGUUGGCCCUAUCAUUGGAGGAGUUGUUGCAGACAAGGCUGGCUGGAGAACCACGAUGUGGCUUCUUUUGGCAACAGCGAUCGUCGCCUUUUUGCUCGUCCUGUUCGUCCUUCCAGAGACAUACCGCCAUCACAUUGAUGAGCCCACGACAAUGACGGAGGAAAGUGACAAUAGCCAGACGAAUCAGUCAGAUAUUACUCAUGUUGCUGGCAAACUAUCGCUUCAUAGUGAAACAGAUGAACCAUCCUCAACACCAACAUCAUCCCCUGCUACACGUUGCACACCUAGUCUCAAGAGUCCCUCCAUCGGCCUUUCACGCAAGGCAUCUACCGUAGGUCGACUUUCUGUCCACAGCUUCCACAGCAAUCAUAGUCGUCGCAGUGUAGUCACACCAAUGGAAAGUGCUAUGGAAUACAUUGUACCCAACAUCAUCCCUCCUCAUCUGGUAGAGGAAGAAGAACAGCGUAGAGCGGAGAUGGACUCCAUGACUGAGGGCAAUUCAAACGCUGUAGAGACCAGAGAUGAGGCUGUUGAGGCCGAAAACCAAAAGACGGUCAGUACCGGCAGUAUUAUGGAUUGCCACUCUACAACAGCAGGAGAUCGCCAUGUGGUUUUCCCAGAAGAAAAGCAAGAGAUCAACACGAAUGAGAAGUAUUCUCAUAGCAGUGAUGAAAAGAGGUUUGAGGAUGGAGAGUUAGCAGAGAAAUCAAUCAUUGACGGGACUACUACUACUCCUACUGCUGUUGCUACUACUACUUCUACCACGGCACCUACGGCUACAGUUCUUGUUCCUCCAAAGCGAAAAUCAUUUAAUCCUUUACGACCAUUAUUAUGCCUUCGUUCGCCUACCAAUGCCCUCUUGGUCACCUUCAACGGAUUAUCCCUGGCAGCUCAGUUUUGUAUGAACAACACCAUGCCGAUCUCGUUCCACGAAGUGUACGGUAUGUCAGAGACUACCAUUGGACUUGUUUUCUGCGCAGGAGGAUUCGGAUCCAUCGUUGGAUCCAUCGUUGGUGGCAGAUACUCGGAUUAUGUGAUGCGUCGCUGGUUGGUCAAACAUGAGCUGAGGCGACAGAGGGAGUUGAGGGAUCGUGAGGCGAUGUUUGGAGCUGGACAUGGAUCUCGCCCAAGCAGCAGUAACGGCUCUACGCCUGUCAAGGAGAUUACUGAAAAGGAUGUUGUCAUUGAUGUGACCAUGCGCGCUCCACCGGAAAUCCGUCUUCGCAGUGUAUGGUUAGGUGUUUUCUUGUUACCACUUGGUCUCAUGCUUUUUGGUUGGUCAAUUCAGAAUCGACUUGCACUUGGUUCAGCGGUCGUCGGGAUCUUCUUUGUAGGAUUUGGGAUGAUGAUGGUUUACUCUAGCACGACCACAGCGCUCGUGGAUGCAAACUCUCAGAACAACAUGGCUACCUCUGCAGUGGCCUGCAACAGUCUUGCUCGAGGCGUCACCGGUGCCAUUGGAGGAUUUACAGCCCUCCCCCUGUUGGGGGCCAUGGGCAGUGGAUGGCUCUACACAUUCUGGGCCCUCAUGACCUUGUUGGGUUCCAUUGGCUUGGUUGUCCUUUUGGUGAAGGCUAAAACAUGGAGAGAACAAGAAGCCGUCGCAGAAAAAGUGGUUGAUCGCGUUUAAAAAAAACACUUUUUCUUUGUAUUUAGAGCAUUUUCAUUUAUGCAUAUUUUUUUUUUUUUUAUUUCGCAUCC